Messenger RNA from Quercus robur (English oak), 591 nucleotides. RefSeq lists its product as uncharacterized. NCBI's taxonomy places the organism in Eukaryota, Viridiplantae, Streptophyta, Magnoliopsida, Fagales, Fagaceae. The transcript has a single exon. The coding region runs from base 1 to 591 and encodes 196 amino acids. The record is from RefSeq and is a predicted model, not a curated record.
AUGGACAACAAUUUUAACGAUGUCACCCUCAGCACCUUCAAAAACAGUCUCCUAGCCAAGCACGGCUUGAGGAAGUUUUUGACUGGCAAGCUGGCCACCAGUACGCGCCAACUGAUAGAUUGGAUCGACAAGUAUAAACAAGUAGAGGAAGACCAGCUGCAAGGUAAGGGAAAAGAGAAGGUUAUCCCUCAGGAGAGGAGGGAUUUCAGGUUGGACCGAUAUAACAGCAGCUGCCUGAGGAGAGAUUUCGUAGGGCAAUCCAGAGCAGCCAACACACAGACUGUCAAUAUUGUAUUCCGAGAAUCAGUACAUCGAGUGUUGGAGAAAAUCAAGAACGAGCCCUACUUCAAGUGGCCGAAUAAAAUGGCGGGAGAGUCCACGAGGAGCAAUCAGAACUUUUAUUGCCAAUAUCACCAAGACCACGGAGAACUGCAGGAACCUCUAGAACUACUUGGACCAGCUAGUAUGAGGAGGAAAGUUGAACAUCACUCCGGGGGUCAUCAAGGCCAAACCCACCAGGAACCCCAGAAAGAUACUGCCCUAAGGUCACCCGUGGGGACGAUCAAUGUAAUCCUAGCCGCGCCAGUAUGA